AUGAUCGCCUUGGUUCACCGAGUCAUCUUCUGUGCGCUGGUCUGGGCGUCCUCCCUGCGCGCGGCGUGCCCGUCGGGCUGCGAGUGCUCUGAAGCCGCGCAGACUGUGAAAUGCGUCUCCAAGGAUCUGCGAGAAGUGCCGUCCGGUAUCCCCGGGUACACGAGGAACCUGUUCAUCAUGGGCAACCAGAUAAGCCGAAUCGGACCCGAGUCGUUCAAAGGACUCGAGAACGUAACCAAUCUGUCCCUUAGCAAUAACAGGAUCACCGAGGUUGAGUCCCAGACCUUCUCUGCCCUGCGCAGCCUGCGGUCGCUGGACCUGAGUAGCAACCAGCUGGCGCUGAUCCACCCGGAGGCCUUCGCCGUGCCCUCGGGCCUGCUGCGCGACCUCAACCUCAGCCGCUCCCUCUACAACCACUCCUCGGUGGCAGACCUGGCGACCGCGCUGCGCUGGGGCGGCCUGAGGGGCCUGCUCCGGCUCGACCUGUCGGGGAACCGGCUGGUGCUCCUGCCCCUGGGCAUGUUCUCGCCGCUCCCCGGCCUGCGGCGCCUCCAGCUGGGCAACAACUCCCUGGUGGCGGUGCACAACGGCACCUUCGCCGGCCUGGAGCAGCUGGAGGAGCUGGACCUGACCCUCAACGCCUUCAAGACCUUCCAGGAGGAAGCGCUGCUGGAGCUGGAGCGCCUGCCCCACGCCCGGCUGCUGCUGGCCGACAACCCCUACGUCUGCGCCUGCGGGAUCGAGGACUUCACCGCCUGGCUCAACGGCUCUAGGGCGCGGGUGGGCGACGCCGAGCGGGUGGCCUGCGCUUCCCCCCCGGAGCUCCGCAACGCCUCCCUGCGGGGGCUGGGGGAGAGGGCGCUGGGUUGCCACGGCGACGGCGCGGGGGAAGGCGCCGACCUGGCCCUGCAGACCUCCUACGUCUUCCUCGGGGUGGUGCUGGGCUUCGUGGGCGUGGUCUUCCUCUUCGUGCUCUACCUCAACCGCAAGGGCAUUAAGAAGUGGAUCGUGGACUCGCGGGACGCCUGCCGGGACGUGUUGGAGGGGUACCACUACCGCUACGAGAUAGACUCGGACCCCCGCCUGGCCCAGGUGUCCACCUCCGGUGAUUUGUGAUACCCCUAUCCCACCUAGC
Megalops cyprinoides (Indo-Pacific tarpon) is the source of this 1135-nucleotide messenger RNA. RefSeq names its product trophoblast glycoprotein-like. Gene Ontology annotation, biological process: negative regulation of canonical Wnt signaling pathway. The record is from RefSeq and is a predicted model, not a curated record. Gene Ontology annotation, cellular component: plasma membrane. Gene Ontology annotation, molecular function: protein binding. NCBI's taxonomy places the organism in Eukaryota, Metazoa, Chordata, Actinopteri, Elopiformes, Megalopidae. The coding region runs from base 1 to 1116 and encodes 371 amino acids. The transcript is spliced from 2 exons.